Messenger RNA from Frankliniella occidentalis (western flower thrips), 943 nucleotides. RefSeq lists its product as uncharacterized. The record is from RefSeq and is a predicted model, not a curated record. The transcript is spliced from 4 exons. NCBI's taxonomy places the organism in Eukaryota, Metazoa, Arthropoda, Insecta, Thysanoptera, Thripidae. The coding region runs from base 138 to 677 and encodes 179 amino acids.
GCCGCACCUCGUACUUUAGGCGGCCGGGUUGUGCCGCGUCGCCGGCACUCACCGCAGGCAGAGUGCGGCAACAGCGACGUUUUGCUCGCAGACGUCAGCACUUAACGGAAUCGAUACAGGACAUUAUCUUAUGCAAGAUGGACGACUGUACCGGCCCUCUGGCGUCACUUCUCAGGCAAAUGAUUCUCGCUCUGGGUGACCCGCUAGAUCCCAAGGAUGGUCGGCCUCGCAUCAGUAUUCUCUUAAGAGUUUUGGGGUUCUGUCGAGAGUCCAAGGUAGCGAGGGCGAGCAUGAUUCUGUUCUUCGCUGGAAGCGUGGUGGACGUAUUGGUAUCGGUGGGGGACACGCGCCGCAUGCCCUUGAGCAUGGUGCUCGGGAUAUACUCCGCCCUGGCCUGCUACACAGUGCUGGUACGUCACAAGGAGGACAUAACCACCGCCCUGCGCCAGGCGUACCGGGUCGCCGAAAAGCUACACAGGGACGGCUCGCCGAGGUCGCGGGAAGUUCUGCAAGUUAUGGCCAGCCGAUGUCGCUUCGUGGCCAAGAGGUUCUACCCUACCUACGCCGCAUUACUAGCCUUGGGCGCGGUGUCGUCCUUUGAUCAUCAAACGGGUGUGAAUCAAUCACUAAAGGGACAGAAGGUGCAGGUUACAAAGAAACAUACAAGCCUAAAGUGAAUGGACAAUUUUGUUCCUUAGAGGGGCACGUUUUCGUGUUCACAUGUAUAGGAUGUGCACGAAAACGUUCCCUCAUUAAGAACAACAAACAGGACCGCCCUUCCGCCAAACGCAGUUGCCAGCUCCACUACGAUGCGCCGGCAACUCCGUUCGGCAGGGGCCUGGGCCUGCCUGGCCUGACGGUGGCGACUGUCGGGGCCGCCACCCGACCAUUUCAGUCUCCCGAUUUACUGGAGAACCUAACCAAAAAAAUAAUGUGAACGGUA